AUGAACGGGGCAUAUGCGAUUGAGGAGGAAUUGAACAUGAUUCUAAGAAAGUCGUUGUUUACCAAAUGGAGGAACUCGGUGCAGUUGGAUACAAAAGCAAAUGGCUUUCUUCACCGUCAUUUGAUUUCUAGUGCAUUCAAUAAAUGGAAAUUGAAACUGAAAUCCACAAACAGGCAAAGGUAUUUCCAGGACCUAAUUGUUUCUCGGUAUUUCCAGAAUUGGGUUUUGCAAUUGAAGCUUUCUAGCUUUUUGAAAAAGAAAAAUGAUCAACAAGCCAAAGUAAUUUUCAGUAAAUGGAAAGAAAGACAAGCUGUAUUAUCUACUUUGGUAUCAAAGUCAACCAAAUUUCAUGACACGAAAUUGCAACAGGCAGUUAUAGAUAAAUGGAAUUCCGAGCUUGUGAAUGUACAGCACUUAGAAAACCGUGCUGAUGAUUUUUUCAAACGUCGAUUCUUGGUCAAUAAAUGGGAAUCCAAAAUAUUGGAACUUGAUGAUAGUAUUGUUGUUAAGCAUUUGCCUGAUGAAAUUGCCACUAGACUUACUUUUACUAUUUGGAAGCAAAAGUUUUUCAUUCACCUUGAAGAUAAAUUGCAAUGGAGAAUAGAUCAGUUAGAUUCCACAUAUUCUAACCACCUUCGAAAAUCACGAAUACUUGAUCUUUGGCGAUCCAAGCUACAGACGGUAAAAAAUUUAGAUAGUGUCAUGCUCGUUCCGCAAGCACAAUAUGCUAAAUCCAAGCUUGAAUUUUGGGUAUUGAAAACAGAAUAUUCUAAGCAAUUGAUGGAUACUGCUUUGAGAUGGGAAUCCACCAAUAUUACUUCAAAGUUCCUACGUAUUUGGUUUGAAAGAUUGCAAGUGGCUCAUUUGUUAGAAGAUACUGCUGAGGAUUUUGAGGUGGAGUCCAAUUUCAAAUUGGCAAGAGAUAUUCUUCGAAAGUGGUCAAUGCAUUAUACAAAGAAUACAAAACGUCACCAACAGUUAUGUGCAGACCAUAUUGCGAAAAAGAAGCUUGAGAAGUUUAGGUCGAUAUUUGAAUUGUGGGUUUAUAAGUCCAAGGAAGUAGAAGCAAACACCACUGUUUAUUCAAAUGGAUCACCACUAUCGAAAAAGGGUCAGGUUACACGGCAAUUAACCACUCCACAGAAACGUAUUUCCCCAUUAAGGGGAUCUUCAACGCCUGUGUCUAAAGGACCAAGCCCAAUAAAAUUCCAGGAAACAACCCAGAGAUUAAAAGAUCAAAAGAUGAGUGCGUUACGUGAACGGUUAGGACGAGCUCGAGGAGCUUCUCCACCAAUGAAGUUAACUCCGGUUAAGUUGGAUUUUAAAAAGCCAACCACUACCACAACCACUACUGCACCAAUACUUGGACCGCCCCUGCCUCCACAUUUUAAUGUUUCAGAUAUCGCAACUGCUAAACUGUCUGGUCGUAUCAGACCAAUGAUGUUCCCAGUAGAUGGAAUAUCGCAUUAUUCUCCUAUGGAUAAGAGUAAACUACGAGCUAGGAAUCCAACUUAA
This is a messenger RNA of Candida tropicalis MYA-3404, 1515 nucleotides long. RefSeq lists its product as uncharacterized. NCBI's taxonomy places the organism in Eukaryota, Fungi, Ascomycota, Pichiomycetes, Serinales, Debaryomycetaceae. The record is from RefSeq and is a predicted model, not a curated record. Bases 1 to 1515 code for a protein of 504 amino acids. The transcript has a single exon.